UGUCCAAGGCUUCCUGAACGCAACAUUGUCUCUGACGGCUUCCUUAAUGCAACAUUGUCUCUGACGGCCGCAGCAGACUUCUGCUAUUUUCAUGACGUUUUGGUAUGUCCAAGGCUUCCUGAACGCAACAGUGUAUUUGCUAUUUCCGACAUUCCUUGACCGCAUCUCUUCUACGGUGUUUGGCCGCCAUGGAAAGAAAAGUACUCGCCAUGCAGGCCAGGAAGAAAAGGACAAAGCAGCGCAAACCUGGCAGAAAACCAGAGCCACAGGGUUCCAAGCUGAGUCAGACGGACUCACCUGGCCCGGAUCAGGAUGAGGAGAUCCUGGGCUCUGAUGACGACGAGCAGGAGGACCCCGGUGACUACUGCAAGGGUGGCUAUCACCAUGUGAAGAUUGGAGAUCUUUUCAACGGAAGGUACCAUGUGAUCCGGAAGCUGGGCUGGGGUCACUUCUCCACUGUGUGGCUGGCUUGGGACAUCCAGGAGAAGCGCUUUGUGGCCAUGAAGGUUGUGAAAAGUGCUGAACAUUACACAGAGACCGCUCUGGAUGAGAUCAAGCUGCUCAAAUCUGUGCGAAACACAGACCCCAGUGAUCCCAGCAGAGAGCGAGUGGUGCAGCUUCUGGAUGACUUCAAAAUUUCUGGCAUGAAUGGCACUCAUGUGUGCAUGGUGUUUGAGGUGCUGGGGUACCACUUACUGAAAUGGAUCAUCAAGUCCAAUUAUCAAGGGCUGCCCCUGCCAUGUGUUAAGAGCAUCAUUAGACAGGUCCUGCAGGGUUUGGACUACCUCCACACUAAAUGUAAAAUUAUCCACACAGACAUCAAACCAGAGAACAUUCUUCUAACCGUAGAUGAGCCUUACAUCAAGAAAAUGGCCGUUGAAGCGACACAGUGGCAGAAGACCGGUGCUGCGCCACCAUCUGGUUCUGCCGUAAGUACUGCUCCUGCACCCAAGAUGAUGUCCAAGAUGUCUAAGAACAAAAAGAAAAAAAUGAAGAAGAAGCAGAAGAGGCAACUGGAGGUGGGAGGAGGUGUGACAACUGAAGGUGAAGAUAAAGAAGAGGAUGCCACAGAAACAAGUGACUCUGCCAACAUGUCUGCCACUCUGCCCAACGACACCCAUCAUCCUAUCAAAGAAUCGCUACACCAACAGAUGAAAGAGGCAAGCAUACACACAGAGGCCGCUAAUGAGGAGAACAACAUGGAGGUCAACGGCCACACCGCCAGCCCUGAAAGCCAUGAACAUGCAACCAAGCAUGUAGGCCAUCAAGAGGACCUUCAGACCGAUAACGCUCCCUCUGGUGAACUUGAAAGUCAGCAGGAGGAGAAGCAGGAUCCUGCUUUCCUCAGCUCAGAAGGGGUCACCUCAGAACAAAAUGAUGUAGUCAAAACUGACAAGAAAGAGGAGAUGGACACUCAAGGAAAGAAUGAAAGCGCUGGUAAAGAUGAAGAAAUCUCCCAGAAUGAAUCAUCCAGUAGCUUGUUAGUAGACCCCCUGGACCCUCUGAAUGCUGACAAGUUGCAGAUUAAGAUUGCUGACCUUGGAAAUGCCUGCUGGGUGCACAGGCAUUUCACAGACGACAUCCAGACCCGUCAGUAUCGUUCACUGGAGGUGCUGCUUGGAUCCGGCUACAGCACACCAGCAGACAUUUGGAGCACGGCCUGUAUGGCCUUUGAACUGGCCACCGGAGACUACCUGUUUGAACCACACUCAGGAGAAGAUUAUUCUAGAGAUGAAGAUCACAUAGCUCUGAUCAUUGAGCUGCUUGGUAAAGUACCCCGAAAGCUGAUUAAGGCGGGAAAGUACUCCAAGUUGUUCUUCACCAAGAAAGGUGACCUCCGAAACAUCAGCAAACUGAAGCCGUGGGCUUUGUUGGACGUGUUGGUGGAGAAGUACGAGUGGUCCAAAGAGGAGGCCCACACCUUCAGCAGCUUUUUGCAGCCCAUGCUGGACUUGGUACCUGACAGGAGGACCACGGCGCUCCAGUGUCUCUCUCAUCCGUGGCUAGCAUCCUAGGAGCCUUGGACUGUGUUUGCACUCCUUGGCCUUCAGGUCCACACUCUGUGAAGACUGCAGCCCAGUCCCUGAAGGAUCCACCAAAUCAUCUUGCUUUGGACUUUAGCUCCUUUUUCUACAGCAUCUCACUCUAUUUAGGUAACAUUGACUUCAACAAGGAGCGUUCACAAUCUGUGCAUGUCACUCAUUGCGCUCCAGGUCAUCAAUGACAAAACGGGACUUGCAAGAUGUGCUACAAGAGGACGGCACAACACAAUGUUUUGUCUGAUAAAAGUUACUCUCUAGACAUUAAAACAUGCUAACCACCUCCACUCUGCUCUCAACUAUUCAAAAAAACACUCAGGUAAUUUUUACCUGCAUGAAAGAUUGUUUUAUUCAUGCAAAAACUGUUCAGAAGGAAGGCAAUUCAUAUGGCCUCAUUCGUUUACCUGACACAUGCAAGGUGACAAAUUGGGGAGGCGCACCUAAGUCGCCUGACGGCAGAGUCUUGAAUAUCUUAAAAUGUGUUUUGUGGCAAGUCCAACUAUGACCAGAGCGUCAGUUGCUAUGGAAAAUGGCACUUUCCAUUAUUUCCAGUAGACUGCAUUGCAAAAUUGAUUUACCCCCUUCUUUCUCUCUUGCAAGCCACCCAGGAAUUAAUAUCUUCCUUACUGUACAGGUGCCCCUCCCCAUCCAUACUGUACAAGUCCCCCUCCCCUCCAUCCAUACUGUACAAGUCCCCCUCCCCUCCAUCCAUACUGUACAGGUGCCCCUCCCCAUCCAUACUGUACAAGUCCCCCUCCCCUCCAUCCAUACUUUACAAGUCCCCCUCCCCUCCAUCCAUACUUUACAAGUCCCCCUCCCCAUCCAUACUGUACAGGUGCCCCUCCCCAUCCAACAACACAUUGGCUGUGUUUUCUGU
Messenger RNA from Entelurus aequoreus (snake pipefish), 2916 nucleotides. RefSeq names its product SRSF protein kinase 1b (gene srpk1b). Gene Ontology annotation, biological process: spliceosomal complex assembly; protein phosphorylation; regulation of mRNA processing. The transcript is spliced from 16 exons. Lineage: Eukaryota; Metazoa; Chordata; Actinopteri; Syngnathiformes; Syngnathidae. The record is from RefSeq and is a predicted model, not a curated record. Bases 189 to 2015 code for a protein of 608 amino acids. Gene Ontology annotation, molecular function: protein kinase activity; ATP binding.